This is a messenger RNA of Choloepus didactylus (southern two-toed sloth), 1423 nucleotides long. It is a transcript of the gene ASTL, whose product is annotated as astacin like metalloendopeptidase. Gene Ontology annotation, molecular function: metalloendopeptidase activity; zinc ion binding. The coding region runs from base 96 to 1304 and encodes 402 amino acids. The transcript is spliced from 8 exons. Lineage: Eukaryota; Metazoa; Chordata; Mammalia; Pilosa; Megalonychidae. The record is from RefSeq and is a predicted model, not a curated record. Gene Ontology annotation, biological process: proteolysis.
UCCCGCCGGGGUGCCGGGUCUGCAGAGCGGGCGGCCUGGCAGCCUCCGGGACACGGCUGGGCCAUGGCUGAUGCCCCCUCCCCAUCCUGGGCCCCAUGUCCUGUGUCCUGUCUCCCCGGGGGAUCCAUGAGCGUGCACCUGCACCCCGGCCAGGUUGCAUCCUGGGGGCACCUGCAGCCUCCAGCUGCCCAGGAGCCUGUGAUACCAGCUUCCCGGAAAACCUCACCGCCGAGGGGACCCAGGAGACCUGGGGCCCGGACAUCCCCGCCAUCAACCAAGGGCUCACCCCAGAGGAGACCCCCGAGAGCAGCUUCCUCCUGGAGGGGGACAUCAUCCGGCCGAGUCCCUUCCGGCUGUUGUCAGCUGAGAGCAGCAGGUGGCCCAAGACUGGUGACGUUGUCGAGGUCCCCUUCCUGCUCUCCAGCAAGUACGAUGAGCACAGCCGGGGGGUCAUCCUGGCGGCGUUUGCCGAGUUUGAACACUUCACGUGCGUCAGGUUUGUCCCCUACGGGGGCCAGAGGGACUUCAUUUCCAUCGUGCCCAUGUCGGGGUGCUUCUCCAGCGUGGGGCGCGGCGGGGGGAUGCAGCUGGUGUCCCUGGCGCCCGCCUGCCUCCGGAGGGGCCCGGGCAUCGCGCUGCACGAGCUCAUGCACGUGCUGGGCUUCUGGCACGAGCACGCCCGCGCCGACCGGGACCGCUACAUCCGCAUCGACUGGAGAGAGAUCCUCCCAGGCUUUGAAAUCAACUUCAUCAAAUCUCGAAGCAGCAACAUGCUGGUGCCUUACGACUACUCCUCAGUGAUGCACUACGGGAGGUUCGCCUUCAGCCGCCGCGGGGCCCCCACCAUCGUGCCGCUCUGGGCCCCCCACGUCCACCUCGGGCAGCGGAGGAACCUGAGCGCCUCGGACGUCACCCGCGUCCUCAGGCUCUACGCCUGCGGCCCCCGCGGGGCAGGUGAGCGGCCCGGGGCGGGACCCCCAGCCACAGCCCCCAGUGGGAGCCCCACCCCAGCCUCCAGGCCGUACCUGCAGAGGCUUCUGUCAGCGAUGAUGGCAGAAUCCAGGACCCCCCACCCCGGUGGCCCCCAGGCUGGAGGCCAGCAUGUCACUGCGGGGCCUGGAGAGAGCCCGGCGGGGUGGGGGCCUCCCGCUCCGGGGAAGUUCCAUGAAGAGGCCUCGGCCAGGCCGCCCCAGGCCCCGAGAUCUAGGCCUGGAGCACGGGCUCCUGGAACUGCUCUGGCCCAAGCCCCCACUGUGCCCCCAGCCCCAUCCCUAGAAUUAGGAAGCCAGCCAGCACCCGUCUAGGAUGCUUUGGGGAGCCCGUGGCUUCUGUCCCCCGUGGGGAGGGUGCCCACCCCUUGGCCCCACUGGGACUCCCUGUCUUCCAGCCCCACUCUGGUCUCCCUCUCUUGGAGGGCAAGGCA